AUGGUUACUGGUGUAAAGAGAUGGGAGUUUGGGUUUAGAGAGCUAGGGUUUAAGCAGAAGGUGCAGGGAACUCCAUCGACUCGUCUCUCGGAAGAAGAUGACAAGCAUACCCGCCAUGAACGUACCUCUGGUGAUCCCUGCAUGUCUAAAUAUUGCUGGGAACUGCUCCUAACCACCAAAGCUAGCCGCGGAAGCAAUGGAAAUGGCAGUAACAGCUCCGACAUUGAUCCUCUCUUAGCUCGCCGUUGUGCCAACUUCGGCACCAGUUCUACACGACUUUGGAAGAACAGACCAAGAGGUCCAAAGUCACUUUGCAAUGCCUGUGGAAUUCGAUUCAAGAAAGAAGAAAGAAGGGCUAGUGCAGCAAACGCCAUUAAUUCCUUACCUUUCUUGGAGACUCAACGUCACAGAUAGGGCAACAAGCUUUGUCCAUGACUUUAUAAGAUAAAAGAAAAAAUCAAUGAAUGAAUGAAGAAGAAGAAGAAGCAGAAAGAAAGAAACUUCUGUUCCCAUUAACUGUCGAUAUCAUGCAAU
Hibiscus syriacus is the source of this 534-nucleotide messenger RNA. Its product is annotated as GATA transcription factor 18-like. Gene Ontology annotation, biological process: flower development; regulation of DNA-templated transcription. Gene Ontology annotation, molecular function: sequence-specific DNA binding; zinc ion binding; DNA-binding transcription factor activity. The record is from RefSeq and is a predicted model, not a curated record. NCBI's taxonomy places the organism in Eukaryota, Viridiplantae, Streptophyta, Magnoliopsida, Malvales, Malvaceae. The transcript is spliced from 3 exons. The coding region runs from base 1 to 414 and encodes 137 amino acids.